AAUCCGACACCACGCUCCCUCACUCCUCUGUGCUCUUCAUUUCUCAGUGGCUGAAGUGUAAAUAUCGAUUCCGGAGAUCCUGCACUUCCACUAGCGCUCGAGCCGAGCUUGUCUCGUCCUCUCUACUUGUAAGCAUUAAUGUAGUAAGGGAGAGCGACCUUCAAUCCCCUGUCGCACCUGCAUCCAUUCAUUUAUCUAAGCGUUCGAUCUGGCUCGAUUUGCAUUAAAGGCAUCGGCGAUCUUACCCUGUGCUUUUGAAGCAGGGACAUUUCAUUGGCGUUGAUAAAUGCUGAACAAGAUGGAUCUCUGUCUCUUCGUUUUUCUGCUUCUACCAUUUGUCAGUUUUGGAAGUGGAGAUGUUUAUCUUAUAACUAUGGAAGGAGAACCCGUUGUCAGUUACAUGGGCGGAAUUGAUGGAUUUUCUGCAACAGCGGAGGAUUCAAUGGAAGAGAUGGAUAUAACCAGUGAAUCUGUCACAUCAUACUCUCUUUACCUGAAGAGAAAGCAUGAUGAACUUCUUGACUUACUUUUUGAAGCUAAGUCAUAUAAGAAAAUCUACAGCUAUUGCCAUCUUUUAAAUGGUUUCUCCGUUCAUUUGACUCCUGAACAGGCUACGGCUCUGAGCAAAGCCCCUGGAGUGAAGUAUGUGGAGAAAGAUGGGAAGGUAAGGAAAUUAACAACGCAUACACCACAGUUCUUGGGACUUCCAACAGGAGUAUGGCCAACAGGAGGAGGCUUUGACAAAGCAGGGGAAGAUGUUGUUAUUGGCCUCAUAGACUCAGGAGUUUUUCCAAAGCACCCAAGCUUUGCUACCUACAAUACUGAUCCAUAUGGUCCUCUUCCUCGAUAUAGAGGGAAAUGUGAAAUUGAUCCAGAGACUAAGAGAAGCUUUUGCAAUGGAAAAAUAAUUGGAGCUCAACAUUUCGCAAAAGCUGCCAUAGCAGCUGGGGCGUUUAAUCCAGCAGUAGAUUUUCCAUCUCCUCUAGAUGGUGAUGGGCAUGGAACUCAUACAGCAGCUAUAGCGGCAGGAAAUAAUGGAAUUCCAGUGAGAAUGCAUGGGCAUGAGUUUGGCAAGGCCAGCGGCAUGGCUCCACGGGCCAGGAUUGCUAUAUACAAAGUUCUCUAUAGGCUUUUUGGUGGUUAUGUAUCUGAUGUGGUAGCUGCUAUUGAUCAGGCUGUGCAGGAUGGAGUGGACGUCAUUAAUCUUUCAGUUGGGCCAAACAGCCCUCCAUCAACUACAAAAACCACAUUCUUGAAUCCUUUUGAUGCAGCCCUUCUUUCUGCUGUGAAAGCUGGGGUCUUUGUUGCACAGGCAGCUGGAAAUGGAGGCCCAUUCCCAAAAACCUUAGUAUCUUUUAGUCCUUGGAUAACAACUGUAGCUGCUGCUGUUGAUGAUCGCAGAUAUAAGAACCAUAUUACACUUGGAAAUGGAAGAACACUGCCUGGACUUGGGCUGUCUCCCGCCACUCAUGCAAAUAAAUCAUUUGACCUUGUAUCUGUAAGUGAUGUGCUGCUGGAUUCGUCUGUCAUGAAGUACAAUCCAUUGGACUGCCAGAGACCAGAGCUACUAAAUAAGAACCUAGUGGAGGGCAAGAUCCUUCUUUGUGGAUAUUCUUUCAAUUUUGUUUCAGGCACAGCAUCAAUCAGGAAAGUCUGUGAAACUGCCAAAAGUCUUGGAGCAGCUGGUUUCGUUGUAGCUGUGGAGAGCAGCUAUCCAGGAACUAAAUAUGAUCCUGUACCUGUUGCUCUUCCUGGAAUUCUGAUUACUGAUGUCAGCCAGACAAAGGAGCUUAUAGACUACUACAACUCUUCGACAAAGAGAGAUUGGGCUGGGCGACCAACGGGUUUUCAAGCUACAGCUAGCAUUGCGGAUGGAUUGGCCCCUAUACUUCAUAAUUCUGCUCCCCAGGUGGCACUAUUCUCUUCUCGAGGACCAGAUGUAAAAGAUUUCAGCUUUCAAGAUGCAGAUGUUCUCAAACCUGAUAUUUUAGCUCCAGGUUCUCUUAUCUGGGCUGCCUGGGCACCAAACGGAACAGAUGAGGCUAACUAUGAAGGGGAAGGGUUUGCCAUGGUUUCUGGUACAAGCAUGGCCACCCCACAUAUUGCUGGAAUUGCAGCACUCAUGAAGCAGAAAUACCCUCAUUGGAGCCCUGCAGCAAUCAAGUCAGCCCUGAUGACAACAGCUAAUACGAUGGAUCGCGCUGGUAGGCCUCUUCAAGCACAGCAGUACUCAGAUACACAAAUGAUGACACUCUCUCCAGCAACACCUUUUGAUUAUGGAAGUGGUGAAGUUGAUCCAAAAGCUGCCCUUGACCCUGGCCUCAUCUUAGAUGCAUCAUACGUGGACUACAUAAACUUCUUGUGCUCAAUACCUGGUGUGGAUCCUCAUGAGGUCUCCAACAUCACAAGCUCACAGUGCAAUGCCACCCAUGGCAAACCAUCUGAUCUUAACAGCCCAUCUAUAACAAUUUCGCACCUAGUCGGAACCCAGACCGUCAAGCGCACGGUUACAAAUGUUGCUGAGACAGAGACCUAUGUUUUGUCCACCAGAAUGUCGCCGGAGAUUGCCCUCGAGGCCAAUCCUCCGGCCAUGACAAUUCUUGCUGGUUCCUCCAAGGAGAUUUCAGUGAGCCUGACUGUGCGUUCUGUGACUGGAACGUACAGCUUUGGUGAGAUCCUGAUGAAGGGCAAUAGAGGGCACCUGGUAAGGAUACCAGUCGUUGCCAUGGGCUACAGCAGCUGAAUGGAAGGUGUGCUUUCUAUGUCUUAUCGUCUUAAAGAAUCGUAUUAUUCUUUGUAGUUUUGUAAAAUAAGGCGUCCGUUUAGAAAAAGCUUUUGUUCUGUAUAUUAGUUUUUAUGGGGUAUUUAAGUACCUGCCCUAUAAGAAUGCUUGCUCUCUGAAGUUCUUUAUAUGAUAAUGACUCCAGUUUGGGGUUUUGUUAUGAGGCAAAAUAAAAUUUCUGAAAGUGAAGCAAUGACCUGAAAAAACUUAUCAGGAUAUCUGGAUGCAAAAUAUAUGGCCUUCAAUGUCGUAUAAUUUGCAUUGAGGUUAGUGCUUUAUAUAAUAUUUGCAUUAAUUUUGAAGUAAAUUAGAUAAUUUUGAAGCA
Molecule: messenger RNA, 3107 nt
Organism: Dendrobium catenatum
Lineage: Eukaryota; Viridiplantae; Streptophyta; Magnoliopsida; Asparagales; Orchidaceae
Product: subtilisin-like protease SBT2.5
Exons: 11
Coding region: 287-2743 (818 amino acids)
Biological process (GO): proteolysis
Molecular function (GO): serine-type endopeptidase activity
Source: RefSeq, a predicted model, not a curated record